Molecule: messenger RNA, 639 nt
Organism: Rotaria socialis
Lineage: Eukaryota; Metazoa; Rotifera; Eurotatoria; Philodinida; Philodinidae
Source: the annotation of a GenBank genome assembly
AUGAAACAUAAUAACGUCAUACCAAAUGCCCAUUUUAAUAAAAAGUGGCAAUUACAUGUUCGCACUUGGUUUGACCAAGCUGGCCGUAAAACACGUCGUCACCAAAAACGUUUAGUUAAAGCUCAACGUGUUGCUCCUCGGCCAGCUAAAGGUGCACUACGUCCCAUUGUUCAUGGUGAAACACGUCGGUACAACAUGAAAGUUCGUGCUGGACGCGGUUUUUCAUUGGAUGAAAUUCGUACUGCUGGUCUUCAUCCAAAAUAUGCUCGAACCAUCGGUAUUUCUGUUGACCAUCGACGACGAAAUAAAUCAACUGAAGCUUUUCAACUCAAUGUUCAACGUUUAAAACAGUAUCUUGGCAAACUCAUUCUAUUUCCAUUGAAAGCCGAUAAACCAAAGAAGAACGAUGCUAAACCAGAAGAAAUCAAAUUGGCCGUACAACUUAGAAAACAAGCUGUAAUGCCAGUUAAACAACGUGUAAUACGUGAAAAAGCUCGACCAAUCAGUGAUGCUGACACUAAAUUCAAUGCUUAUCAAGCUUUACGUAUGGCACGUGCUGACGCAAAAUUAGUCGGACAACGUGAAAAGAAAGCCAAACAAGCAGCUGAAGAUGAGAAAAAACCGAAAAAAGAGAAAUGA